This is a messenger RNA of Euleptes europaea (tarantolino), 1059 nucleotides long. It is a transcript of the gene HIF1AN, whose product is annotated as hypoxia inducible factor 1 subunit alpha inhibitor. Gene Ontology annotation, cellular component: cytoplasm; nucleus. Gene Ontology annotation, biological process: peptidyl-aspartic acid hydroxylation; negative regulation of Notch signaling pathway. The transcript has 8 exons. NCBI's taxonomy places the organism in Eukaryota, Metazoa, Chordata, Lepidosauria, Squamata, Sphaerodactylidae. Gene Ontology annotation, molecular function: ankyrin repeat binding; peptidyl-histidine dioxygenase activity; [protein]-asparagine 3-dioxygenase activity. The coding region runs from base 1 to 1059 and encodes 352 amino acids. The record is from RefSeq and is a predicted model, not a curated record.
AUGGCGGAGGCCUCCCCGUCCUGCUCCUCCUCCGCCUCCCCGUCGCCGCCGCCUCCCGGGGCUCCGGCGGCGGGCGGCGAGGGCGGCUGGAGCGAGGCCCAGUUCCGGCGCUACAGCUUCGAGACGCGGCCCAUCCCCCGCCUGCCCCACGGCGACCCCCGCGCGGAGGAGCUCCUGGAGAACGAGGAGCCCGUGGUGCUGACAGGUACAAAUCUGGUGUAUCCUGCCCUGAAAUGGGAUCUGGACUACCUCCAGGAGAACAUCGGCAGUGGAGACUUCUCCGUCUACAGGGCCAGCACUCACAAGUUCUUGUAUUACGAUGAGAAAAAGAUGGCCAAUUUUAAGAACUUCAAGCCCAAGUCAAGCAGGGAAGAGAUGAAAUUCAGCGAGUUUGUGGAGCAGCUCCAGGAAAUUCAGCAGCGGGGAAGCGGAGAACGCCUGUAUCUGCAGCAGACGCUCAACGACACAGUCGGGAGGAAGAUCGUAGUGGAUUUCCUGGGCUUCAACUGGAAUUGGAUUAACAGGCAACAGGUGAAGCGUGGCUGGGGCCAGCUGACAUCCAACUUGCUUCUGAUAGGCAUGGAAGGGAAUGUGACUCCUGCUCACUAUGACGAACAGCAGAACUUCUUUGCCCAGAUUAAAGGUUACAAGCGGUGCAUCCUCUUUCCACCGGACCAGUUUGAGUGCCUAUAUCCCUUUCCCGUGCAUCACCCGUGCGACAGGCAGAGUCAGGUUGACUUCGAUCAUCCUGACUAUGAGAAAUUCCCCAAUUUCCAAAACGUGGUGGGCUAUGAGACGGUGGUGGGCCCCGGAGAUGUUCUGUACAUCCCCAUGUACUGGUGGCAUCACAUAGAAUCUUUGCUGAACGGAGGAACUACCAUUACUGUGAAUUUUUGGUACAAGGGCGCCCCGACCCCCAAAAGGAUUGAGUAUCCCCUCAAGGCUCACCAGAAAGUGGCGAUAAUGAGGAACAUCGAGAAGAUGCUGGGCGAGGCCCUCGGGAGCCCCCAAGAGGUGGGUCCCUUGCUGAACAUGAUGCUUAAGGGCCGAUACGACUAG